Rotaria sp. Silwood2 is the source of this 1245-nucleotide messenger RNA. NCBI's taxonomy places the organism in Eukaryota, Metazoa, Rotifera, Eurotatoria, Philodinida, Philodinidae. The record is from the annotation of a GenBank genome assembly.
AUGACACAUGUGAAAUUUCGACAAAGAAAACUUUUGCUUUGGUUUAUGUGUGGUUGUCUUGCAAUAUUUACGAUUUAUUGUUUGUAUUUUUUACUGGCAACUUAUCGUCUUUAUAGCUUUCAUGCUACGACGUCAUCAAAUGAAGUCGCACUAAGUCAAAGUACACAGAAAGUAAAUAAAACAACUUUCUUAAGAAGUUCAAAUGUUAAGUCAACUUGGACUUGUACGGGUAAUAUGAAUUAUGAAUCUGAAUGGCAGAAAAGGACUUGUGCAUUUAAAAAUAUCUGUUAUAAUAAAGAAAAAAAAAUCUUUCAGUUUUAUCGUAAUCCAGGCAGUAUUAAAACACCAAUUUUAUUUGAGCCUAAGCUAGGUCAUAUAUAUGAUUUUCAUAUAAAUAAUCAUGGCUUUGUUGGCCUUUUUUCGCGCUCUUCUCCUCUUCAAUCAUGGGGACCAACAAUUGUUGAAGAAUGGUUACCGUCCCCCAAUAGAGUACCCUAUUUAGAACAUGUUCAUGUUUUAUUUACGCAUUGGUUUACUUACUUUAAUCCUGGUCAUGUCAUUUGGGAAGACAUAGCAUCUACCUAUUUUGCUAUGGUUAGGUUAAAUGAAUAUGAUAGAAAUGCUGUUCUUCUUGAAUAUCGACGUCUUCCCAAGAAAGGAAACCAAUUUUAUCGAAUGUUUCAUAACAUAAUUCCUGCUUUUGCUGCAAAAGUCGAUAGUCUUGACAAUUAUAUGAAUAAUUUUUCUUCACCUUUUGUAUGUUUUCGAACUAUUGUAGCUGGUGGUGCUACAGCGAUGUUUUCUAUUGGCAAUGAAGCAUAUACAAAUGGAAAAGAAAGACUCCUCUAUAACUAUCGUACUGCUAUCCUACGAUAUCAUGGUGUGAAUAUAUCUCAUUUGCCGUCACGUCAUCGUAUUGUACUAGUCAACAAAACUCAAACGGUGCAUCGCAGCUUACGUGCAAUUAAAAAUCUUGCCGAAGUUAAACAUUUCAUACAUUCGACAUAUCCAAAGAUACAACUUGAUGUAAUUGACUGGAGUAAAUAUACAUUUACUCAACAAAUGCAUCAAUUAUACAAGACAACUGUAUUAAUCACACCAUGUGGUGGUAUCUCAACAAUAAUACCAUUUUUACCUGAAGGAACGCAUGCAAUCGUAAUGGAUUUCUAUGUCAACAAAAACGCAUACCGGGAGCCUGCGAGAUAUGAAGUAGGAGAAUCAGCUUCGAUGGAUGGGGGUUUUUGA